AUGACAAGUAAACUAAAUGCUUUCCUGGCUUCCGUUCCUGCCAAUGCUACUACAUCUGGACCACCUAAAUCAGCCCCCGCUGCACUGAGUUUUUCACAUCUAGAGUCAAUGACGGCACCUGAGAACGUCAGUUCUUUUACGCCAACUACACCAAAACUGUCAAUACGAUGUCAUCAACGGCUGUCAUCGCAAUGUGAAUACAACGCAAGUCAAAGCGUUCAAGUGGACGCAAACAGUAUGAAUCUGAAACAGGAUGAACCUGUGGACGAUAGGAACGUGAGACGACCAUCGCCACUUGAAAGUUUUAUGGCUAUUCAAGCGACUGCAGCCAAAAUGAAGGUGAAAAAGAGGACAAAUAACGUAUCGACUUUUAAUCUCAUGCCCACCAGCAGCGGCACGAAACUGGACACCAAACCGGAAGCGGAACCUAUGCGUAUGGCCAGUAGACAGGGUUUGCAUCGCCGUCGCGUAUCCACUGACACAACCCUGUUCAAUCGUUAUUUGCGUCAACAAGCAGACCGCGAUAUCAGCAGCGAGACAGUGGAAUACUUUGCUAGUAUACCCAUCAUAACUGCCACUGCAGUUGUAGCAGAAGCUCUGGAGAGUGAGACGAAUAAUGACAACAUUAUCACAGAGAAGCAGGAUAUCCACGUGCUGAAACCAGACGAAAUUUUGGCAGUAUUUCUGCUGGGAAAUACCGUCCCUGUGGGUAGCGCGCUAGAACUUGUACAACGCGCUACCAAACUCAUGUCGUUGGAACAGAACGUCGUUUCUAUACGUGCACCGUACACUCUAGUGGGUGAUCUCCAUGGCCAGUUUCAAGACUUGUUAGAGCUGUUUCGCGUUCACGGCUCGCCGGCUGUUGACAAUCCGUUUUUGUUUCUCGGAGAUUACGUGGAUCGCGGCAUUUCUUCCUGCGAAAUAAUUUUGCUCCUGUUGGCGUAUAAAGUAGCUUCUCCCGAGAGUGUACAUUUGCUGCGUGGUAAUCACGAGUGCCGCAGUUUGAGUACGUUUUACGGUUUUCGUGCAGAAUGUUUAAAGAAAUAUGGGCCUGUGAUGUAUAACCGCAUGAUUAAAUGCUUUGAGAGUAUGCCACUGGCCGCACGACUUGAGACAGCUCAUGGCGCAUUCCUCGCUGUGCAUGGCGGACUAUCACCAGACAUCAUGUUUGUGGAGGAUAUCAACUAUCAAGUUAAUCGCUUUAUGGAACCAGAACCGAGCGGAGCUCUGUGUGACUUGCUAUGGUCAGAUCCAGCUAAAGGUGAGGCACAAGAACAGGAGUGGGCACCUAAUGGUACGCGUGGCUGCUCCUUUACGUUCAACGAGCACACAUGCCGCAAGUUUUUACGACGUAACAAUCUUCUUGCUAUUAUUCGCGCUCACGAGCUGGCAGAAGACGGCUACAAAGAGCACUUUUGUCACGAAGCGGAUCGCUUAGAAGAGGAUGAAGUUGGAGGAUUAGUUUUACCUGCAGUUGUGACAGUCUUUUCUGCUCCAGAGUAUUGUAAUACAAACCACAAUGUUGGAGCGACUUUGAAGAUUCCAUGGGAAAAGCAAAAUGGCCGCUUGCUGCAAUACCAGCAGCACAAGCGUAGUCAACAUUUCGAGUUUGAAUUCACUCGGCCGAGUGAACAUGAGGCGGUCGUGGCGUUUUUGGAAAAAAAUUUACCGUUUUUGCCGAUUGACUUUUACAAUUUGGUAAAUGUGUGCCGGCAAUUGCGGUUCACACUUGAACGGGCAGCCAGUAUGGCGUCAGAGUCGCCUCAAACGUUGUCGUUGGUUUCUUCGCUGUGUGCGCCAUCUACUUUCCUAGCAACAAAACUCGGGGAAGACGUGGAGAUUUCCGUGACCCCGCUAUGUUCAGUUUCGAUAAUUGAUGCGAAAGGUAAGGACAUUGAGCGUAGCGCUAGAGACGUUCACGAAGUAGUCAGCGAAUCGUUGCAAGAUUGGGAAGUUGUUGCGGAAACGAAAUGUACUGAGGCUGCUAAGGCCAAGAAAUUGAAGCAAAACAUUCAGAAGGAAGUGAGGAGAAAGGAACUAAAGAUGAAGUUGCAAAACAAGCAGAAGGAGAAGAAGUGGGGCACAAAUCGAAUUGUAAGCGGCUGGAAGUUUUGUCCCGGUUUCGUGCGCUUCUACGAUCGGUAUUUUGCUCGGGAUUGUGUAAAUAAGUGCGGGUCCGAGAUUACUUCUGGUUCAAUUCAUUUAGACAAGGGGGCAAUUUGGAUACCCUCUUCGAAGCGCUCAGCUUCCAUCGAUGAGGCCGUAACGGACAGCGAUGCUAACGACACUGUUACGGAAAACGUUAGUCCUGUUAGACGGAAGAGCAUGACGGACUGGAUGCCAGUGCCGUCGUUUGAGCAGGUGGCGCAGCUAACCAAUACUCUUCAGGGUCACAUCCCUUUUCAGGGAAGCGGCAUUAAUGUAUUUACGAAGGCGCAAUGGCAAGCCUUAAAGUUAAGCUUUUCAAUUCUGGACCUCGACGGUAGUGGUGUUCUUGUCGAAGAAAGCUUUGUUGUUCUUCUCGCUGAGCAAGAUAGCGAUGCUUACGCGACUGAAGAUGAGUUAAGUCUUUUGAUGGAAGUCAUGGACUGCAACGCAGAUUGUAUAAUUACUCAGCAAGAUUUCUUGCUAUUUGCAUACCGUGCGUUGCUACUGUGGAAGAAGGCUCUGCAUAGCUCUGGUUAG
This is a messenger RNA of Peronospora belbahrii, 2685 nucleotides long. NCBI's taxonomy places the organism in Eukaryota, Oomycota, Peronosporomycetes, Peronosporales, Peronosporaceae. The record is from the annotation of a GenBank genome assembly.